Molecule: messenger RNA, 1249 nt
Organism: Prorocentrum cordatum
Lineage: Eukaryota; Dinophyceae; Prorocentrales; Prorocentraceae
Source: the annotation of a GenBank genome assembly
AGCCAUUUUGGCUCAAGCCAUUUUGGCUCAAGCCAUUUUGGCUCAAGCCAUCUGGCUCAAGCGUUCGCACGGUCGUCGCCCCGUGUCCUGGCUCAAGGGUCCGCCUCUGGCGAAAGCCUAUCGGCGCGGCCCUUCGCCCGUGGCGCGGAUGGCGACGCCCAGAGGGGCUUGGUCGGCCCGCGACGCCGCCCUCCUGGUUGAGGCGGCGGUCCGCGGGGCCGUCUCUGCGAGUGCGCCGCGGCGCACGGUCGCGGCUGUGGCGCGGUCGGCUGUGUCGGCCACCCUUUUCGGGGUGGGCCGCGGGGCCGUGGGCGCCGUGCCGCCGCCGCCCGCUGCUGCUGCUGGUGCUGCUCGCCCUGAUCCUCCUGACCGAGCUGGUGCUGCUGGGGCUGACCCUGCGGCGCGAGCCGCGAAGCGCCGCCGCCGCCGCCAGCGCCGUGCUGCGCGGCGCGCGGCCGCCCAGGAGGAGAACAACAUGGUCGUGGAGGAGGUGCCCGCUGGGGUGGUCGCUGGAGCUGCCGCUGGUGCUGCUGCUGCUGCGGCUGCAGCGGCGGCCUCCGCCGACGACGACAUGGACGUCCUCGAGGACGAGUGGGCGGACGACGUUCGUCGGGCCGCCUCGGGUGCGGCGGCGGCGGAUCCCGCUGGAGUGGGAGGAGCUGCCGCCCCUGCCUGGCCGCGGAGGCGCAGGCGGAGGCCCGAACCCGCCCCUGGGCGCGAGGGCCGGUGGGUCGUGGACGCGGAGGGCGCUGGCGCGGCCGGCGCGGCCGCGGGCACGGGGCUGGCACUCGCGAGGGACCCGGGGGCGAAGGGGCAGGCGGACGCGACGGUGGCGGCGGCGGAGCCUGGCGGCGGAGCUGCUGCCUCGGGCGCGGCGACGGGGGCGGCGGCUGCCCUCGAGGACGCGUUCGCCGCGGCGGACGGCGUCCUGCGGAGGGCGGCCGAUUGGCGCCCCGAGGCGAGCGACGACCUUCGGCGCUUGCUGGAGGCCGUCCGCUGGCACCCCGCCUAGGCCCAGAUGGGGAGUGCCUUCGGUGGUCUGGGCCUUUUCAGGCUCGGCACGGGGUGGAUGGUGGCUCGCGUGGCCGCCUCACCUGACGGCGCACACCCACGCGGCGUGGCGAGCGCGCUGCUUCUUGGAGGCCGCUGUUUGCGGUGCCUCCUGGCCGCAUUUUGCGGCUCUCGCCUUCUUGGCGGCAGGAUCGGUUCGUGCUGCACGGGCUGCCUUGGCAUUUAAAAAAAAAGUGGC